Molecule: messenger RNA, 2174 nt
Organism: Schistocerca americana (American grasshopper)
Lineage: Eukaryota; Metazoa; Arthropoda; Insecta; Orthoptera; Acrididae
Gene: Pgd
Product: 6-phosphogluconate dehydrogenase, decarboxylating
Exons: 9
Coding region: 236-1687 (483 amino acids)
Biological process (GO): pentose-phosphate shunt; pentose-phosphate shunt, oxidative branch
Cellular component (GO): cytosol
Molecular function (GO): NADP binding; phosphogluconate dehydrogenase (decarboxylating) activity
Source: RefSeq, a predicted model, not a curated record
GUCACACGUGUGCUUCAUGGCGGCCGAGUGACCGGUUCGUGACGUUGCCGACGUGUUAGAGUGCCGUUAUGCAAUAGGCGAGUGAUUCUGUGCGCCUGAUAUAAGUCGUUAAUAUCGCCACCCGCCGUAGUUGCACUCUCACUGCGCCGCCGAGACGUGGACGCCCACGCUUGUCUCGAAAUUCCGCUUGUUCCAGCACCUGUAUCUCCAGACAACUACCUUCGCACGGAAAACAAUGAGUGAAAAGGCGGACAUCGCGCUGAUCGGGCUGGCGGUGAUGGGCCAGAACCUGAUCCUCAACAUGAACGACCACGGCUUCACGGUGUGCGCCUACAACCGCACCACGGAGAAGGUGGACGCCUUCCUGGCCAACGAGGCCAAGGGCACCAAGGUCGUGGGCGCCAAGUCGCUGGAGGACAUGGUCUCCAAGCUGAAGAAGCCGCGCCGCGUCAUGAUGCUCGUCAAGGCUGGGCAGGCGGUGGACGACUUCAUCGAGAAGCUGGUGCCGCUGCUGGAGAAGGGCGACAUCAUCAUCGACGGCGGCAACUCGGAGUACCACGACACGGAGCGGCGCACCAAGGCGCUGCACGAGAAGGGCCUACUCUUCAUCGGGACCGGCGUGUCCGGCGGGGAGGACGGCGCGCGCUACGGGCCCUCCCUCAUGCCCGGCGGCGACAAGGGGGCCUGGCCGCACGUCAAGGACAUCUUCCAGGGGAUAGCGGCAAAGGCGAACGGGGAGCCGUGCUGCGACUGGGUGGGUGACGGCGGUGCGGGCCACUUUGUGAAGAUGGUGCACAACGGGAUCGAGUACGGUGACAUGCAGCUCAUCUGCGAGGCCUACGACCUGAUGCGGCUCGCGCUCAAGAUGGACCACCAGGAGAUGAGUGACGUGUUAGCUGAGUGGAACAAAGGGGAGCUGGACUCCUUCCUGAUUGAAAUAACGAGGGACAUCCUCAAGUUCAAGGACAAGGAUGGUUCGUACCUGGUGGAGAAGAUCCUGGACUCUGCCGGUCAGAAGGGUACGGGCAAGUGGACGGCGAUAGCCGCACUGGAGUACGGGAUGCCCGUCACGCUGAUCGGGGAGGCGGUGUUCGCGAGGUGCCUCUCGUCCCUGAAGGCGGAGCGUGUGGAGGCGUCGAAGCUCCUUAGCGGACCCAUCAAGAAGCCCAUCCUCAAGGACAAGGCACUCUUCCUGGAGGACAUCAGGCAGGCCCUGUACGCGUCUAAAAUAGUGUCGUACGCGCAAGGCUUCAUGCUGCUGCGAGAGGCAGCCAAAGUGCACAACUGGGACCUGAACUACGGAGCCAUCGCCCUGAUGUGGCGCGGCGGCUGCAUCAUCAGGAGCGUCUUCCUGGGUAACAUAAAGGCGGCGUUCGACAAGAACCCGUCGCUGCCGAACCUGCUGUUGGACGACUUCUUCAAGAGCGCAGUAGAGCGGUGCCAGAACUCGUGGCGCGAUGUGGUGUCGGCGGCGGUGCAGCUGGGCAUCCCGACUCCCACCUUCAGCACGGCACUCGCCUUCUACGAUGGCUACCGCAGCCCGCGCCUGCCGGCCAACCUCAUCCAGGCUCAGCGGGACUACUUCGGUGCGCACACAUACGAGCUGGUGAAUCAACCCGGAAAGUUCAUCCACACCAACUGGACGGGCCACGGCGGGAACGUCUCUGCCAGCACCUACCAGGCGUGAGGAGGGACCUUCACAGUUCCCGACAGCUGCAUUCACUGACAGGGCAGUGAUACGGAUGUCUGCUGAAAACUUUCCAAACCGAAAUGGGACUAAUCGAGUGAAGUGUGGUUGUGGAUGCUUGCGCUCUCUGGUGAUGUCGACUUCUGAAACUGGCGUGCUUCCGUUUGCCGGCUGUCGUAGGGUGAAGGUUUAAAUUAGCACGGUUUUAUUGUACUCUAAACAGUUUAUUUAAUUUUAAUGCAGUGGUGUCAGUGCUGGCUGAAAGAGGCUGUUUUGGUUUCUCCGUCUGUCAUUCUUUGUCUGUUCCUCUGAUAGAAAACAAAUCAUUGUACAGGUAUGAGAUGUCUCGUGGAAUGGCUGUGUUAGCAUUGUAACAUCUGAGAAUGAUCUUGAGGUGGGCUAUUAUUAUGGUGCUGUUUUUAAACUCAGUUGUGUAGCAAUUUUACUAAAGUCUACGCCAUUUUUAGCAAGCUUCUCUCAGAAUCCU